This is a messenger RNA of Chaetomium fimeti, 1278 nucleotides long. RefSeq lists its product as uncharacterized. The coding region runs from base 1 to 1278 and encodes 425 amino acids. The transcript has 4 exons. Gene Ontology annotation, molecular function: protein binding. The record is from RefSeq and is a predicted model, not a curated record. Lineage: Eukaryota; Fungi; Ascomycota; Sordariomycetes; Sordariales; Chaetomiaceae.
AUGUCGCUCUCCAAGGAUACUCGGGCAAACGCCACGGUCGCCCUCGGGCCUUGCGACGACAAAUCUUCUAACAUGGACGGUAUCUCUUGUUUUAGGUCAGCAGACGGGAGUGGCAAUGAAGCUCCGAUGCCGCCUCACAACGUCGCGGCCGAUGCUGUUGAGAAAGCAAAGGUGUUGCCCCAAACCGCGAACGAGCACCAACCCAAGACCAUCUCAGAGCAUGCCACAGAGACAGCAUCAUUAGCCGAACAUCUCACGCAACACGAAGUAGAGGACAAUGAUAGCGGCCGGGGCGGCCUCGGCCUCGGUACCCAGAGUGCUACCGUCACCAAGAAGCCCGAAUGCGAGGAAGUCGAUAUGCUACCAAACCCAGGUGUCAUCAGCGAGGCGGGGGGGCGAACCAGCUUGGAAAGUCUCGAGACGGAGAUCGAACUUCCCGGUGACUCAUCAAGUCCCCAGCAGUUGCUGCCCCUCGCAGCAACUCAGGUUGCGCUGCUUGAGAUAUUGUCAAAGACGGACUUCGAAGCCAUCGAGGCCAGCAGUUGCGCCGAUGAGCAAGAACUCAUGGAGCCCUCGGCGGAAAUCGUGCCCACCAGCAGCAGAACAGGAACCCCGCCGGCGGAUGUAGGUCCCGAGCAACAGGAAGAGCAGCCAGAGGGGUACAUCGCCAUGCCGCCCUCGCCUGCGGGCAACGUCGGGAAUGUCGCGGCUGGCGUCGAGGAUUUCUUCAAGGUCCAACGAUCGGACCUCGGCGGGCUGGGAGCUUUCGCGGCCCGAGAGCUCUUGAGGGGCGAUACUAUCCUGGUGGAGCGCCCGCUGUUGCGUACGACCCAUUUCCGACUGCUGCCGGAUUACCACAAGCUUUCGGAUGCGGCGAAGAAGGCGUAUCUGAGCCUCCACAGCGGCGAGGAUGGGGAUCCAUUCGGCAGAAUCGAGCAGAUCAAGGUGCUGAAUUCAUUCUUCGUCCCAGGCGGCAUCGCCAUAUUUGAGGUUGCAUCUCGCUUCAACCAUGCUUGCCCGUCAGCUCGGAACGUAAAGUAUGUAUUUGACGAUGAGAGCGGGGUUCUCACACUCACCAUUUGUCAAGACGUGGUCCCAGCGGGAGCUGAGCUGUUUAUCAGCUACGGGGGGUCACCGGUUGAGCUGUACUCGACCUACGGCUUCCGGUGUGCCUGCGGGGGCUGCAAGCCGCUGACCGACGAGGACAUCAAGAGGUUGAAGAACCGCGCGUUCGGCACUUGGGAUUGCGAUGACGACUAUGACACCUCGGGUUGGUAG